Messenger RNA from Paralichthys olivaceus (Japanese flounder), 1542 nucleotides. RefSeq names its product tumor protein D52 (gene tpd52). The record is from RefSeq and is a predicted model, not a curated record. Gene Ontology annotation, cellular component: cytoplasm. Lineage: Eukaryota; Metazoa; Chordata; Actinopteri; Pleuronectiformes; Paralichthyidae. Gene Ontology annotation, biological process: B cell differentiation.
UCCAAACUCGAUCCACGUGCUCGCCUCUGUUUACACUGCUACGUGCUGACGUCACCGCGGAGCCCCACCCCUCACGGCGAGCUGCCUGGCAACAUGAGCGAGAGAACAGGAAGGUCUGCAGCAGCCGAGUGAGGAACCUGCGCCGCCUGCAACCAAAACCACCAGAAACUACACCUCAGCAGCACCAUGGAGGAUGCAGACCAAGGUACCCAGCAGCACCCGGACUCGGUCCCGGAGGUGGGAGAAGAUGCAGUGACAUCUGUGGGGCCCGCCCCUCCUCCACCCGCCCUGACAGAGGAGGAGCGACAGGAGCUGCAGGAAGAGUUGGUCAAGGUGGAGGAUGAGAUCCAGACUCUGUCCCAGGUUCUUGCAGCCAAGGAGAGGCAGUUGGCAGAUCUUAAGAGAAAGCUGGGCAUCACAACUCUGAAUGAGCUGAAACAGAACAUUACCAAAACCUGGCAGGAGGUCACCACCUCCAACGCCUAUAGGAGGACGUCUGAAACGCUCUCUCAGGCGAGUCUGAAGGCCACGGCAGCUUUCUCCAAUGUGGGCUCAGUCCUUAGCCGGAAACUUGAGGAUGUCAGGAAUGCACAAACUUUCAAGUCAUUUGAGGGGAAAGUGGAGACUUUGAAGACUAAAAUGACUCCAUCAGUGUCCACCACUGACCCCGGCGACCCCAGCGACCAGGAGAGCAGCAGCCCGACCUCCGAGACUUUCCUCCCUCAGCCAGGGGGCCUGCCCACUUCAGAGACGCUGAUGCAAUAAGACCUGGUUAACUCCCCCCUCCCUGAUCCCCAUCCACCCUCUCACCCCUCCUUCCUUCCUCACUUGACUCCCUAACCCCUGGACCCUAACACUUGCCCCUUCAACUCCUUGUGCCAGUCUCCUUUUGUUGAAAACAAAUGACUUACCCUGGCCGUCGUUUGUGUUCUAAUCGUCUGGUCUUUUUUGUCUGACACGUGCGCUUACUGGUUCACUAGUGUGGAAACUGAAAGCAAAGAGGGGUGUGUGUGUGUGUGUGGUUGGUAGGGCAGGCGUGUGUGUGGGUGGGUGCAGGCAUGUGGUCUUGUGUCAGUCACAUGUUUUUGAGUCUGUUCUCGACUCGCUGUGGGAGAAAUCCUCACUUAACGUGUCACUUUCCUUCUUCUGCACUCCUUCUUCUCUGCCUCUGUCUAACCUGAAAAGCUCCGAUGCCAAAUGUGUCCCUGCUUCUUUCCUCGAGUAACAGUUUUUUCACAGUUUAUGUUCAUGUGCAUGAAGUAAAUCUGCAAAAAUAUAGAAACAUUUACACUCGGGCGCUUGAUUAGAGAAGAGUUUACACUUAAAAGCUUACUGUGUGAACCAGAGAGCUGUCGGCUUAUUGCUUCUGCAUGGCCCUUUUUAUUAUAUGCUGGAUUUAUGAUUAUAAGCACUUGUUCUGCGAACCACCAUUUUGGGGGUUUUCUUGGUUUACUCUGUGUUUGGAUUCUGUUUGAAUUCAGUUUCCUGUUCACUGUAUUAAUUGUAGGACACCAUGCAAUCAUAAAGUAGUCUAACACUGUU